UUGGUCGCCGUGGCGCGGGGGGCGGGGCUCCGCCCGGCGGGGCGCGGCGGCAGCGGCCGGUGACGUGUCCGCCGGUGCCGGCGGCGGUGCCGGUAGCGGCGAUGCGUGGGCGGGCGGCGGCGGGCGCACAUGGCCAGGAUCGGCGUUUCCUGCCUGUCGUGGCGCUCGGUGGGACCGUGCCCGGGGCCGCGGCAGCGCCCUGCUGCGCUGGGGCUCGCUCUCCUCUUGGGGCUGCUGCUGCUGCUGGCGGCCGCCGUGCCCCGCCGCUGGGCCGCGCCGCCCCGCGCCUCCCGGCGGGACGAGAGGUACCUGGCGCGGGCGGAGGAGCUGACGGCCACAGACACCGAGGACUCGUCCCUUAAUUACGGGGUGGUGGUGGACUGCGGGAGCAGCGGCUCCCGGGUGUUCGUCUACUUCUGGCCCCCGCACAACGGGAACCCCCACGACCUGCUGGACAUCAAGCAGAUGAGGGACCGGAGCAGCCGCCCCGUCGUCAAGAAAAUUAAACCCGGCAUCUCCGUGACCGCGGCAGCCCCCGAGCAGGCGACCGCCUACCUGCGGCCUCUGCUGCGGUUCGCGGCAGCGCACGUCCCGCCGAGGAAGCACAAGGAGACGCCGCUCUAUAUCCUGUGCACGGCCGGUAUGCGGCUGCUGCCCGAGCGGCAGCAAGCUGCAAUCCUGGAUGACUUGGUGACAAAUGUGCCCCUGGAGUUUGAUUUCCUCUUCUCCUCAUCACACGCUGAAGUGAUCUCAGGGAAGCAGGAAGGUGUCUAUGCGUGGAUUGGCAUCAACUUUGUCCUGGGACGGUUUGAUCACGAGGAUGAGGAGGACGCAGUGGUCAUGGUAGAGCUGGGGGACCAGGGGAAGUCCCUGGUUCGGAAACGAACAGUUGGGAUCCUAGACAUGGGAGGCGCCUCCCUGCAGAUUGCCUAUGAAGUGCCCGACUCUGGAGCCAUCUCCUCCCCACAGCAGCAGGAGGAGGCUGCUAAGAGCUUGCUGGCAGAAUUCAACCUGGGCUGUGAUGUGCAGCACGCUGGCCACAUGUACCGUGUCUACGUCAACACUUUCCUGGGCUUUGGGGGCAAUUUUGCCCGGCAGCGCUAUGAGGAACAUGUUCUGAACCAAACCUAUGCGCACAACCGCCUGCACAGCCAGCAGACAGGGCUGAGCCCCAAGAUGCCCUUCUUGGACCCGUGCCUGCCUGUAGGGUUGGAGGACACGGUGGUGAGGGGUGGCCAAACCCUGUACAUGAGGGGACGAGGGGACUGGCAGGCCUGUGCAAAGCUGCUGCAGCCCCUCCUGGCGGGGUCCAAUGGCAGCCAUGCCUCCCUGGUGGAGACCUACAAAGCACCCAUCGACUUCAGCAACAGUGAAUUUUAUGGCUUCUCAGAGUUUUUCUACUGCACGGAGGACGUGCUGCGCCUGGGGGGCCAAUACAGUGCCCCCACCUUCACCUCUGCUGCCCAGGAGUACUGCAGCCAGCGAUGGGAGGUGCUGACCCAGCGUUUCCGCGGUGGCCUCUACUCAGCACAUGCUGACCAGCACCGGCUGAAGUAUCAGUGCUUCAAAUCAGCCUGGAUGUACCAAGUCCUUCAUGAAGGCUUCCAGUUCCCACUGGACUACCCCAGCCUGCGCACAGCCCAGCUGGUGUAUGACCGGGAGGUGCAGUGGACACUGGGAGCCAUCCUCUACAAGACGCGAUUUCUGCCACUCAGGGAUCUCCGUCAGGAGAGCAUCCGGCAAGCACACGCCUCCUGGCUGCGCCUCUCUUUUGUCUACAACCACUAUCUCUUUUUUGCCUGCAUCCUGGUCGUGGCGCUGGCCAUCGUCCUCUACCUCCUGCGGCUGCGCCGUAUCCACCGCCGGCAGCUGCGCUCAGCCCAGCACACCCUGCUCUGGCUGGACAAGGUGGUGGUGCCACUGGGCCAGGGAAGCGUGCCGUGAUGCCAGUGGUACCCAGCAGCCAGUUGCACCAGCAGAACUAGGAGUGGCUGUCAGCCUGGGCUCUGAGAGCUUGGACUCUCUUAAAGACCAUCUCAAUGUGUGCAGUCCAUCAUCUCUGCAUCAGAACCAGUCUGCGGGCUGAGGCAGCCAUGGACACGAGAGCUUUCCUCUCCACCUUGCCCCAGUCCUAAUCUUUGUGUUCCUUGGCCUCUGGCCUUUGCCUCACUACAUGGUGUAGAGCAAAGUCCUCUGCUACCAGCAGGCUCAAGGCUGCAGCCCUGGCAGAUCCCUCAGAUAACAGGGCACUAUCACCAAGGCAGCCAACCCAGGGCUCUGGCCUGGAAGCACUGAGCCGCUCCAUGACUCAGCCACCACUUUGCAGAGCAACCUGAAGAGGUGCUGUGGUUCACCACCUGGGGUUGACUUCUGCAGGCCCUGACAAGCCUGGGGCUGGGAGAACGGCAGGCACCAGCUAAGUUACUGCAGGAACAAGAUAAAUCACAAGUUCCACCAGGCUGCUCUGCCAGCCUUGCCCCUCUCGGGAAUAUUCCUGAAGGGGUGUCCUACUCUUUGCUAUGUCUUCCCUCCGAGGACAAUCCUACAGCCCUACCCAAUAUUCCAGAUUGAGCCCUGAGGGCUCACUGAUUGAUUCUUGAGUCACCACUCAAAUGGGCUGUCUUUCAUACAUUCCCUCCUGGGCACAGCUGCCCUGUGGUGUUUCAGGCACCAGUGUCAGGAGCUGUGGUUCUUUCCUCCAUGAGUGCAGGCUGGGCCUGUCCCUGAGAGAGCCACCUCAGUCCUGCCCAGCUCACAGCCCCAGGACAGAUCAGGGCUGCAGCUGUGCACACAGGCACAAACCUCUGGGGCUGGAGCCCCACUGAAGAUCCGAUGAAGUUUGUCACUUUUAUUGAACUCAGCUGUUCCCAUUCCGGUAGCAAUAAACAAACCCUUUGAGCCAUCCA
This is a messenger RNA of Poecile atricapillus (Black-capped chickadee), 2906 nucleotides long. It is a transcript of the gene ENTPD7, whose product is annotated as ectonucleoside triphosphate diphosphohydrolase 7. The transcript is spliced from 12 exons. Gene Ontology annotation, cellular component: membrane. The record is from RefSeq and is a predicted model, not a curated record. Gene Ontology annotation, molecular function: nucleoside diphosphate phosphatase activity. Gene Ontology annotation, biological process: nucleoside diphosphate catabolic process. Bases 130 to 1944 code for a protein of 604 amino acids. Lineage: Eukaryota; Metazoa; Chordata; Aves; Passeriformes; Paridae.